Messenger RNA from Nycticebus coucang (slow loris), 1644 nucleotides. RefSeq names its product serpin family A member 3 (gene SERPINA3). The record is from RefSeq and is a predicted model, not a curated record. Lineage: Eukaryota; Metazoa; Chordata; Mammalia; Primates; Lorisidae. Gene Ontology annotation, biological process: negative regulation of endopeptidase activity. The transcript has 4 exons. Gene Ontology annotation, molecular function: serine-type endopeptidase inhibitor activity.
AUGUCCCUCUGUGACUUAAAGGAUUGUGGCUUUUCAGAGUUGAGAGUGGUGAGAAAGUUACCCCUCCUGACUCUAGGGGUCUUGGUGGCCUGCUUCUGCCCUGCUGUCCUCUGGCACCCCAGCAGCACACUUGACCAGGAGGCUCUGACCCAGGAGGACCAAGAAAAUGGGAUGCAUGUGGACAAACUCACAUUAGCCUCCAGCAGCAUGAACUUCGCCUUCAUCCUUUAUAAGCAGCUGGCUUCAAAAAACCCUGAUAAGAAUAUUAUCUUCUCCCCAUUAAGUGUCUCCUCAGCCUUGGCCUUCCUAUCCCUGGAGGCCCGCAGCAGCACUCUGACAGAGCUUUUCGAAGGCCUCAAGUUCAACCUCACAAAGACCUCAGAGGCAGAAAUCCACCAGAGCUUUUAGCACCUCCUGCACACCCUCAGCCAGCUCAGUGAACAGCUUCAGCUGAACGUGGGCAAUGCCAUGUUCAUCAAAGAGCAGCUGAAACUGCUUGGGAAGUUCAGGAACGCCCAGGAGCUGUAUGCCUCCAAGGCCUUAGAGACUAACUUCCAGGACUCUGCUGCUGCCAAGAAGUUUAUCAAUGACUAUGUGGAGAAUAAAACUCAGGGGAAAAUUGUAGAUCUGGUCAAGGAGUUUAACUCAUCGACAGAAGAAUUACUCCUCACUCUUGUUCUUUCUCUGGCCAAGUGGAAGACACCCUUUGACCCCUGUGAAAUGUUUACAUCAAGAUUCAACUUGAGCAACAACACAUGGAUACAUGUACCUAUCUUGAGAAGUAUAUACCUGGCCAUGCCUUACUUUCAGGAUGAGGCGAUGUCCUGCAUGGUAGUAGAACUGAUGUAUUCAGGCAAUGCCACCACACUCUUCAUCCUCCCUGAUGAGGGCAAGAUGAAGGACAUGAAAGCCAAGUUGCUCCCAGAGACCCUGAGGAGGUGAAGAGCCUCGCUAAAGACCAGAAUUAUAGAUGCGAUCUAUCUGCUGAAGUUUUCCAUCUUGGGUGAGUAUAAUCUGAAAAACGUACUUCUCGAUCUGGGCAUUGGGAAAGUCUUCACCAGAGAGGCUGACUUGUCAGGGAUUACAGGUGCCAAGAACCUGGUGCUCUCCCAGGUAGUCCACAAUGCCGUGCUGGAUGUGGCUGAGAAGGGCACGGAAGCAACUGUUAACCCAGGAGGAAAAAUUGUCUUUUUAAUUACAAAACUAAACCCAAUUAUUAUAGAAUUCAACAGGCCCUUUCUGAUAGUCAUUUUUUCCAAAGACCCAGAACAUAUCUUAUUUAUGGGCAAAGUCACCAACCCCAGACAAGCUCCUCCUCUGCAAGCAGCAGAAUCCCAUUAAGGAACCAGGAAUGGAAGCAGGGUACUGGGUCUCAGAGCACGGCUGGCCUCUGCAGCAAGUGACCAGGGAAGCUGUGGCAUCCCUGGCUCUGUCUGCUUAUCCUCAGGAAGGUAAUGAUGACUGUCAGUGUGGGUCCCACUGCACAGGGGGCCCAGCAAUAAAACAUCUUCCUUGAACUGGGCAUUUUCCUUGUGCCUUUCUGUGCUGACUGCCUGACUCUGUGUCCUCAAAGAUGCCUGUGCCCCAAAGCCAAGCCCCCUGACUCCCAUGUAGGCUUAGUCCAACCCCAGGCUCUGGACCCUU